AAAAAGGGGUUCUGUGCCUCAGUGAACAGCCUUGGAGAGGAAGGGGGCAGCGGCCGAGGCGGGCGGCCCCGCGGCUUCGGCGGUGACACCAGCGAGAGGCCGGGCGGGCGCGGGCGCCCGGAGGAAGCAGCCGAGGCGCCUGCAGAAUCCAAAUUAUUGUGUUUUUUAAUGCUUUGUCCCUUCCACGCGGCUGUUUAUCCCCCUUUUUAGUUAUCUAAAAAACCGGAUUCUGCGCCUCGCUUUCUUCCCGCGAGGUGACGGUGAAGAACUUGAUGUCAUUUGAGCAGGACAAUUAAAGCUCCGCCGAAACAUUAGCCAGGCAGCAGCUAUAGGAUUACUUUCUGCAGAAAGGAGCAUCGCUGUGUUACAGCGCGAUGAGGCUGUUACUCACAACCGUUUCAGGAUGUUGUCGCAGCAAAACACGGUUUUGGGGCUUGGUUUUUAAGCGUAGAGAUUAAUUUCUGCAGCUUCAAAAUACAGUGAGAUGUGUUGUGAAACGCCUGCUGUUUGUUUGUGGAUUUCGGAGCAUGAGGAAAACAAGGAAACGUGCCUGAGUGCUGCCGAGAGGCCUUGGAGAUGAUUCCCUGAAACCAGGAGGAUGCCUGGCUGUUUUAAAAAGACAUUGUUUGCCUUGGCUGCUCUAGUGAGUUUUGUGUCGUUUCUCUUGAUCGUUGUUGCGAUGGGGACCCCGAAGUGGGUGACUGGAAAGAUCCUUUGCAAAACAGGAGCUGAUUUGGUCAACGCCACGGAUCCGGAGCUGGUCAAGUUCAUUGGAGACAUUUACUACGGACUCUUUCGGGGCGGGAAAAUACGGCAGUGUGGGUUGGGCGGGCGGCGUUCCAAAUUCACAAUUUUCCCACACAUGGUGAAAAAGCUGAACACAGGUCUGCAUGUGAUGAUUAUAAUGUUCCUCUGUGUGGCCAUUUUCUUUUCUCUGGUCAGUUUUGGAUUCUGCAUUCUUAACACAAUAAAAGUUCCUUACCGGGCUAUUAAAGGUCCAGCAGGAGUAUGCCUUUGGAACUUCCUUGCAGGUGGAUUUGUAGUACUCGCAGUCACCAGCUUCAUGGCUGCUGUGAAACUUCAUCACCUCACAGAAAGAAUUGCCAAUUUUCGGGAAAUUUUUCUAUUUGUUAUCUUAGAAGAACGGUUUGAAGACUGUUUUUGGCUUUGUGUGGCAAGUGCCACAACACAUGCAGUAAAUUUGCUGCUAAUAGCCAUUAGUGGGAUUAAUUUCCCUAAAAUUAAGACUAAACCAGAAGAAGCAAAUGUUACAGCAGAAGAUAUCAUGUACUAAUAAAUCUACAUAAAACUACUUUGGUCAAGUGAAUUGUCUUGAUGGAAACAGCUUCUUGGCUCUUCAGCUUUUGAUUUGGGUGGAAGAUUUUGGUACAAAUAUGAGUAAAGAUGUCACUUGUGAAAAUCUGCAUUAUUUUUUAAGGUCAGUCUACAAUACCAGCAAUUAAAAUGUGUGGGAAAGGGGGAAAAACAAAUGCUACAAAUAUCAUUAUUCUCAAAGCUGCCCGAUAUCUGCAGUGAACACAUGCUGCUCGCGGUUUUUAGAAAAUUUGCAUUUUGAGAUCUUUUAGAAAACUAAGGUAACAUACAAUUUCACUGAAACCAAGUGUCUUUUUUGUUUAGAAAGAAAAUAAGUGUUUCACAAAUCUUUGAUAAUAUAGGGUUACUUAAAAGCAGAAAGAAUGGACAUUUGCCAAUCACCUUCACAGAAUUAUCUGGAAAAUGUUGAGAGGGCCGUAUGAGAUAUGUUUGAUGAUGUUAUACUGCAUUGAAAAAGAAAAUGUCAUCAUCUGUGAGGCUAAAGUUAAGGGGAAGCACUGGCUAAGUAUGAGUGAAAUGUUUUUAAAACAGGAAUCAUCAAACCCAUAAAGUGAGAAAAGUAAAGUUUAUGGGAUAACAGUAGACUAUGAAAAAAUUAUUAGCUGCAAGAUGAUGGUUUCAUUGCAGCUUCUGGAAGUAAACAGAAUCUAAGUAAUAGUGAUUUUAGAAAACCUGGAAAAUAAUAACCUGACAGAUAAAUUGUUUUAGAACCGUGUCAAUACUUAUGCCUACCUGAAAUCAAGUAAAAGUGAUGUAUGAUGAAACAGUAUUAAAAUGAACAAAAAUGGUUAAUGGAUGGAAAAGUUACUGUGUUAGGAAGUACCAUAAUUUUGACAAUUUUGACAGCCAGUUCUUGGGUCAGAGGUAGUGAAUAUUUCAGAGAAAAUAAUAUGCCAUUAAGCAUGCCAUUUUUAGAAUUUGACUACUAU
This is a messenger RNA of Calidris pugnax (ruff), 2264 nucleotides long. RefSeq names its product clarin 2 (gene CLRN2). Lineage: Eukaryota; Metazoa; Chordata; Aves; Charadriiformes; Scolopacidae. Bases 599 to 1294 code for a protein of 231 amino acids. The record is from RefSeq and is a predicted model, not a curated record. The transcript has 3 exons.